CAUUACGUGACAACGAAAUAAGAUUAACAGAAUCGAGAUUAAACGCAUAGCAUACAAUUAUUUAAUUCCGAACCGAGUGAACGCGUUGAAAUUUGUUGAACGCGUUUUUAAACUAAAGAUAAACCAACUCUGUGUUUUCCAGUCAUUUACGAGCUUUGAAAUUAGAAAACGUUGCAGCAAUGUCUGUUUGCCCCGUGCCGUUCAAUAUUUUAUCUAGAAGCGUUUCUACAUCAACGAUAUCGAAUCAAAUAAUUAAACUAACACGCUUAAGAGUAGUGGAUAACAGUGAAAUUGGGAAGCAGGCUAUGUUGGAAGGAAAACCACCGCGCUGUAUACAUGUUUACAAUAAAAAAGGCGUAGGACUUAUUGGAGACAGAGUGUUAGUUGCGAUAAAAGGUGAAAAGAAGAAAGGUAUAUUGGUCGGGCUGAAGAAACAUCAAAAUGCAAAGGUGCCAAAAUUUGAUAGCAACAAUUUAGUUCUCAUAGAUGACAAUGGAACACCUUUGGGUACUAGAAUUCAUGUACCGAUUCCACAUAUCCUUCGUACAAUGAUGAAAGAGAAGUCGUACGCCAAAGGUGCAGAUUACACAAAAUUGUUAGCCAUUGCCUCAAAAUUUGUUUAAUUAAUUUGUACAGCUGGUGCAUUUAAUCUUUAGAUAUUAAUGUAUUACUAGAUAUAUACAAUAUAGACAAUUAAAAUUUUCCAUUGAACGCAUUGGGUCAUGAUCUGUCGCAUUCUCUAUAAAGGUUAUGUCCAAUGAAAGAAUAUUUAAAACAAUGCGGAUUUCGAAUCAUUUAGCAUCAG
This is a messenger RNA of Colletes gigas, 805 nucleotides long. It is a transcript of the gene mRpL14, whose product is annotated as 39S ribosomal protein L14, mitochondrial. Bases 180 to 623 code for a protein of 147 amino acids. Gene Ontology annotation, biological process: translation. Gene Ontology annotation, molecular function: structural constituent of ribosome. Gene Ontology annotation, cellular component: ribosome; mitochondrion. Lineage: Eukaryota; Metazoa; Arthropoda; Insecta; Hymenoptera; Colletidae. The record is from RefSeq and is a predicted model, not a curated record. The transcript has 3 exons.